This is a messenger RNA of Thermothielavioides terrestris NRRL 8126, 2271 nucleotides long. RefSeq lists its product as uncharacterized. Gene Ontology annotation, molecular function: L-2-aminoadipate:2-oxoglutarate transaminase activity; aromatic-amino-acid:2-oxoglutarate transaminase activity; pyridoxal phosphate binding. Gene Ontology annotation, biological process: aromatic amino acid catabolic process; L-tyrosine biosynthetic process. The record is from RefSeq and is a predicted model, not a curated record. The transcript is spliced from 4 exons. Bases 295 to 2073 code for a protein of 592 amino acids. Lineage: Eukaryota; Fungi; Ascomycota; Sordariomycetes; Sordariales; Chaetomiaceae.
AACUAUUGGCUUCUCCCUUAUCAAUGCCCUUGCAGCAGCUCCUACCACUGCUUGAUUACACGGCAUCUCAGUGGGCCCCUCUGCUGUUCUUCAUGACCCUGUGGCUCCUUCGGCUCUCAAGUCGUUUUCCAGUUUGAACCUCAAUUUCCAAUUGCAUUCUGUGCUGUAUCAGUUCCAUCCUCCCGAGUGGUCUGCACUGAAAAUCUCCUGCCCCCCGGCGAGUUCGAUCCCCGAUUCCCAAUUCCCCGCUUUCCGAACCGAACCCGCAAUCUGCCGCUCCGAGCUCGGCCCGUCAUGCGGAGCGCUCUUCGGACCGGGACCGGUCCCAUCCGGCGCACCCCGCUCUCGACGCCGACCCGCCUUCACGCCGGCGUCCACGGCCUUGGGGUUCGGCUCGCGCGCGGGCCUCCAAUUGCGUCUCUAAAUGCGUCGCCGUCUUCGUGCUUCCACUCCAAAUCCGCGGACCGCUCCGAAGCUCUGGGCUCGGCGGCCAAGCUUCCCGACGCGAAAACGGUGCCACCCGCGACGCCCCGAGAGCGCAUCACCAUCGCCGACAUCAAGGAAAGGCGGGCCAAGGCCGGACGCCUGGUCGCGCCCACGGCAGCCUACAGUGAUGCCGACAUGUUCAAGGCUCCCUCAACAGGGAAGCCCAAAGCCAAACGCUGGGACCACCACCUCACCAAAGAAUCUACCCUCCGCGAGCCCUGCAAGCUCAAGCAAGCUGCCAAGUACCUCAAACAACCCGGCCUGAUCUCUCUCGGCGGCGGCCUCCCCUGCCCGGAGUACUUCCCCAUCGCCUCGCUCGACCUGCGCAUCCCCGUGCCGCCGCACUUCUCCGAGUCCGCGACCGCCUCUCUCGGCGAGGACGCGCACAUCGGCAAGUACGACGCCUCCUUAUCAACCCCCGCGGCGCCUGAGUACGACCUCUCGAUCGCGCUCAACUACGGGCAGGCCAACGGGUCGGCGCAGCUGACGCGCUUCGUGACGGAGCACACGGAGCUGGUGGGGGCGCCGCCGUACGCGGACUGGCGCACGAGCCUGACGGUGGGCAGCACGGGCGCGCUGGAGCAGGCGCUGCGCAUGCUGUGCGACGGGCCGGGCCGCCGCGACGCCCUGCUGACCGAGGAGUUCUCCUUCUCGACCGCGCUCGAGACCGCCGCGCCGCUCGGCGUCGCCCUCGUCGGCGUCCCCAUGGACGACCAGGGCCUGCUGCCCGAGAGCAUGGACGCCAUCCUCUCCCGCUGGGACCCCGCCGAGCGCGGCGGCGCCCGGAAGCCCCACGUGCUGUACACCGUGCCGUCGGGCCAGAACCCGACCGGCGCGACGCAGAGCGAGAGGAGGCGGCGGGAGAUCUACGAGGUCGCGCGCAGGCAUGAUGUGUUUAUCCUGGAGGACGAGCCGUACUAUUACCUGCAGAUGCAGCAGCCGGGCACGGAGCCGCCGCGGAGCGUGGACGAGUUCCUGGACGGGCUGAUCCCGACGUAUCUGAGCAUGGACGUGGACGGGCGGGUGCUGCGCAUGGAUUCGUUCUCCAAGGUGGUCGUGCCCGGGUCGCGGCUGGGAUGGAUCACGGCGUCGGAGCAGAUCGUGGAGCGGUUCAUCCGGCACGCCGAGGUGGCGAACCAGGGACCCAGCGGGUUCUCGCAGGUCAUUCUGCACAAGCUGCUGGACGAGCGGUGGGGGCACGAGGGCUAUCUGCGGUGGCUGAUGCAUCUGCGGAUGGAGUACACCAAGAGGAGGGAUGUCAUCGUCAAGGCGUGCGAGGAGUUCUUGCCCAGGGAGCUGGUCAGCUGGAAUCCGCCGCAGGCGGGCAUGUUUCACUGGCUGAAGGUCAACCACGAGCUCCACCCGCAUGCGUCGACCAAGAGCAUCCUGGAGAUGGAAGAGGAGAUCUUUAACCGCUGCAUCGCGAAGGGCGUGCUCGUUGCUCGCGGUUCCUGGUUCCGGGCCGAGCAGAAUGCGCCGCCUUCUGGGCUGUACUUCCGGACCACCUUUGCGGCGGCAACGCCAGAGAACAUGACGGAGGCUAUCAGGCGGCUGGGGGAGGCGGUCAGGGAGAGUUUCAAGAUGUGAUGGAUCGGUGUUUUUAGCUGGUGAUGAGGGUGAAGUUGGUGUCUAUUUGGACGUCAGCGGUUCCACGAGCAUAGAUAGCAUCGCGCUGAUACCUUACCUAGACAACGAGCCUGAAUCGAUGCCUUCAGUAUGAGAAAUCGGCAUACAACGCGGACCUGCAAAGGUGAGCAAACACCAGCCGAGCACUGGCAAGUGGCC